Molecule: messenger RNA, 507 nt
Organism: Ascoidea rubescens DSM 1968
Lineage: Eukaryota; Fungi; Ascomycota; Saccharomycetes; Ascoideales; Ascoideaceae
Product: tubulin-binding prefolding complex subunit GIM3
Exons: 2
Coding region: 1-507 (168 amino acids)
Biological process (GO): protein folding
Cellular component (GO): prefoldin complex; cytoplasm
Source: RefSeq, a predicted model, not a curated record
AUGGAGAUGCUAGCUAGUGGAAAAACAAACAAUGUUGAAGUUCUAUGGGAGGACCAACAAAAGAUCAACGAGUUUUCAACAUUAAUCCAAAAAAAGGACAUAUUGACAAUUGAUUUGAAAGAUUGCAGACAAGAGAAAGAAUAUCUAGAUGAUGUUUCAACGGAAUUGGAUAUGAUGGAAUUGGAAAAUGACGACUUUGACGACUUAUUGUCUGAUGAUGAUGAUGAUGAUGAUGAUGAUGAUGAUUUGAAUGACGAUUCUGAUAAUAAAGAAAAAAAAAAAGAUGUUUCUGAAGAUAAGAAAAUCCAAUACAAAAUUGGUGACGCAUUCAUAUUUAUGUCAUUGGAAGAAACUAAAACAAGAUUAGAAAAAGACAACAAAAUAUUGGAAAACAAAAUAAUUAAAUUUGAAGAAAAUAUUGAUAAAAUUAAUGAACGAUUAACGAGUUUGAAAAGUCAGUUAUAUGCCAAAUUUGGUUCAAAUAUUAAUUUAGAGCGUGACGAAUAA